AGUCGGCAGACUCACACACACUCACACGCUCAUACACACACACACUCACGGACACGCACACGCGCGCGCGCACUAAUCUCAGGUCGGUGUGGCCGGUGGAGCGCGGUACAGCUGGCUAUCGUGCGCUGUUCGGAUUUUUCCUACAUUAUAUAUCUCUAUGUAUAAUCUAGUCUGACUCAGAAAACUCUUUCUUUCUCGACUUGUGUCACAUUUGAUUUCGUCUUUAUUCGUUUUAUUUUUCGCUUACGACACAAAAAAGAACAAGAUGUCCAGAAAUCUGACGAUGAACCCAACUUUUGUACCGCUCCAAACUCACGGCGUACUGAAAUCGCUGCUGGAAAACCCGAUGAAGCUGCCGCUGCACCACGACGACGUUUUUGGCAAAGACAGAGCAGAGGAGAAGAAGUUGGACGAGGACCGGAAUGUGCCGCAGUCCGCUUUCCUGGGCCCAACCCUCUGGGAUAAAACUCUGCCUUACGAUGGGGAUAAUUUCCAGUUGGAGUACAUGAACCUGGAAGAGUUCCUCUCUGAAAAUGGCAUCCCUUCCAGUCCAUCGCAGCUCGACCAAAGCCACCAUCACCACCAACACCACCCCCAGCAGCAGCAGCAACACCAGCCCCAUCAGCCACAGCAGCCGCAGGCACAGCAGCAGCCAUGCCUGCAGCAGGCCUCAGUAUCAGUCAUGGACCUCAGCAACAGAGCCACCACGUCCAUCCACACAAGCAUGAUCCCUCAGACCUGCAUGCAGACCCCCAGCAGAUCAGUGUUGCCUCCAGCACGUAACACUCCCAGUCCUAUUGAUCCAGAAACCAUCCAAGUGCCAGUGAGCUAUGAGCUCCACCCUUCAGACCUGGCCCUGUCCAGUGUUCCCGGGCAGGAGACCUUUGACCCUCGUAAGCAUAAAUUCUCUGAGGAUGAGCUUAAGCCCCAACCCAUGAUCAAGAAGGCCCGGAAAGUCUUCAUUCCUGAGGACCUGAAGCAGGAUGACAAAUACUGGGCACGCCGCAAAAAGAACAACAUGGCUGCCAAGCGCUCGCGGGACGCCCGGCGCCUCAAGGAGAACCAGAUUGCCAUCAGAGCCGGCUUCCUGGAGAAAGAGAACUCCGCUCUCCGACAGGAAGUGUCUGACCUGCGGAAAGAGCUGGGCCGCUGUAAAAAUAUCAUAGGAAAGUAUGAAGCUCAGCACGGCCCCCUGUGAGGCCGUGGUCCCUGGGGGCCGUCGGGCCUGUGCGGUUUGAAGAACAAUGUAAUGGAGUAAGAUCCAUUCAGCAUCUGCUCCAGCCAAUAUUCACCUCAGUCUGUUCUUGGCACUUUAGAAAAGGCAGAGUACAUUUGGUGUAUAGUCAUGUGUAUAUUCCAUAUUUCUUGUCCGUGUUCUAUCAUAGUAGUUGGAAGCUACCAGGAAUGUUUUAUUUUUCCUUUUUCUCAUUAUUGUACAUACAACUUGAGUUUUUUUUUCUUAUUGUAGCAUUUUGUCCUACAUUUGUAUAAGAUAAAAUGCCUUUUAUGCUCUGUCUUAACAGCUACAUUGUUACAUAGUUUUAAUGAUAAAAUUUAUAAUCAAAUUUGUAACAACUCUACAUCUAGAAGAGUUGUCCCUCCAGCAUGUCCAUGUCCAGUGAGAAUGGUACAUGUGGUGCAUAAGCACAGCUAAAGUGGUGGAGAGACCUCAGGAUAGGUUUUAUUGUCUCUUUAAGGCCUAAUAUUCAUGCAGAGGAUUGAAUGUAGCAAGGUUAAAAUAUGUGAUGGAUUUAUAGUGUUUAUAUUACCAACAUAAUAUACAUCAAAUAUAUAAAUAUAAAUAUAAAAUGUUUUACUAAGAUGUCUGAUUGUAGUUGUCAUUAUACAAUGCACAUUGUAAGAUCUGGCUAGACUGUCUUUUUUGCAGCUUCCAGCGUACUGCUGAAGUCACGGUUGAGUACAAAAUUUUAGACAUUAUUUUAUUCCUAAUGUAAUCUGAAUUACAUCGUCUGGCUGACUUUUUUAUUAUUCCUGUUUUAACCCAAUCAGUGUACACUGAUUUAUACCUCCAAAAAAGCCAUAUUUAAUUUCCCCCUCCUUGUCAAGCCGGAUUAUUAUACCACACCUGUGGCAAUAAUUUCAUUGGAUGCUAUGUUAAACAUGUACAGGACAUGUGAUGUUAAAGAAUUUUCAUUUGGGAUGUUUUGUUUGUUAAAAUAAUGAUCAAGUAUUUUUUAGCACUGGCCAUUUCCAAAAAUUGGAAAUAAAUAUUUUGGACAGACUUGAUCAAACAAGUUACUGGUUGCCUUUUUCAACCGAUGUGAGAUGAAUGUAUAUGUAGGGUGUAUUUUGUGUCUCUGUGAAUAAACCUAUCACUCUCUGUUUCAGACCAAAAGAUAUAUAUUAUAAUAUAUUGUUAUAUUAAAUUAGAUGUUUUUACAAAGCUAUUCUUGUUUUUUUGUACAGUAUUUUCCUAUGAAUUUCUGAGAAUAUGUUUUAAGAGGUGUUUGACUACAUGGAAAACAUUCCAAAAUCUCAAGUGUAAUGCUCUAAUUUUGCUGGAAUUGUGCAUGGGCAUUAUUAUACAAUAAUCCAAAAGAUUAAUUUAACAUUUUCAACACUUUCUUUAUUGAACAUCCAUGUGUUGUCACCCAGCCAUGCCCUCUGAAACUCUGUGUGGGCUGAAGGGUGUAUAUGUUUCUGUUUCCUUCUUUUUGUCAGGUAGAUUUACCCAAUCUGCCCUGUUUCUUGCUGUUUUAAUUCUUCUGAGAGAUGGUAUUAUCGUGUUUGCCAUACUUGGUGAAAUUUGUGAAUGUUGGCAGUGAAGGUUUAAUACAUGUCAUACAGCACUUAUUAUUUUCUAAAUUACAGCAUGUUUAAUUGUAGUAGAACGUUCUGAUUAUUUAUUGGCUUUUUAAAAUAAUAUUUUGUUGUCUGUGUUUUUUCCCUUGUUUCUUUGCUCAUGACCAAAAAUAAACGGUUUAAAAUAA
This is a messenger RNA of Astyanax mexicanus (Mexican tetra), 2951 nucleotides long. RefSeq names its product HLF transcription factor, PAR bZIP family member b (gene hlfb). Gene Ontology annotation, molecular function: DNA-binding transcription factor activity, RNA polymerase II-specific; RNA polymerase II cis-regulatory region sequence-specific DNA binding. The record is from RefSeq and is a predicted model, not a curated record. Gene Ontology annotation, cellular component: nucleus. The transcript is spliced from 4 exons. The coding region runs from base 266 to 1198 and encodes 310 amino acids. Gene Ontology annotation, biological process: regulation of transcription by RNA polymerase II. NCBI's taxonomy places the organism in Eukaryota, Metazoa, Chordata, Actinopteri, Characiformes, Acestrorhamphidae.